Molecule: messenger RNA, 2969 nt
Organism: Colossoma macropomum (tambaqui)
Lineage: Eukaryota; Metazoa; Chordata; Actinopteri; Characiformes; Serrasalmidae
Gene: cwf19l2
Product: CWF19 like cell cycle control factor 2
Exons: 19
Coding region: 71-2755 (894 amino acids)
Biological process (GO): mRNA splicing, via spliceosome
Cellular component (GO): post-mRNA release spliceosomal complex
Source: RefSeq, a predicted model, not a curated record
ACGUGACCAGCCAGAUCAGGCCGAUCAUUACGACAGUCGAAAGCGCUAUACGACUGUUUUCGUCGGCGUGAUGGCGGCGUACGGAGGAACAUUUGAAAGCGAGACGAACAUCGAGAAGAAAAAAACAGAGAAGAGGAAACACAGAGAGCAGGUUCUCCAACAGGCGAAGAAGAAGUAUGAGGAUGAGGAGCGGAGGGCGGCGGAGAGGAAGGCGCGAGGUGAAGACACCUGGAUGCUGCCGGAAAUCGACCAGCGGCUGCAGCAGAUUGGUCAGGAGCAUUCACUGAAAAGUAAGACGAAGAAGAAGGAGAAAUCCAAAAAGAAGAAGAAGGAGAAGAAGAAGAAAGCGAAGAAGGAAAAAGCUCAGGAGGAGAACGGCUCGUCGGACAGUUCAGAGGACUCUGAUGAGUGGGUGGAAGCUGCACCCCAGCCAGAGGGCGUGGACAAAGCAUGGAAGGUCUCAGAGCAGGCCACGCCCACUGUCAGCGCAACCAAUAGCAACCAGAGAGAUGAGUGGAUGACGUUCGACUUCCUGGCCAUGAAGACGACGUCCGUUGCAGAGCGACGAGCGCAGAAGGAGGCGGAGAAAGAGGCGGAGCGAGAGAGGGAGCGCAGCGUGGAGCAGGCUGGACUCCACAGGCUGGAGCUCAACCCCUACUGGAAGGACGGAGGAAGCGGGCUGCCCCCAGAGGAGAGCAGCAAUACUGCGCUUAAAAAAGCGGUGAUGGUGGAGGAUGGGGGUCUGAGCUGGUUGAGGAAGUCCUAUCAGAGGAUGAAGGAGCAGGCGGAGAGAGAGCAGCGCAGACUGGACGACAUUGUGGCUGAGAGAUAUGGGUCCAUGGAGCAGUUCCAGAGGAGACUACAGGAGGCAGAAGAGGCAGCCGUCACCCAGAGGAGACCAGAGAGAGAGAGAGGGAGGAGAGAAGAGGGGGAUGAACAGAGGGAGAGAUGGAGGAGAGAUUCAAACAGGGAUGGUCAUCGGGAAGGAGAGAGGGAGCGAGAGAGAGACAGAGAGAGAGACCAGGGGAGAGAUAGAGGGGAGAGAGAGAGAGACCAGGGGAGAGAUAGAGAGGAGAGAGAGAGAGACCAGGGGAGAGGAAGAGAGAAGGAUAGAGAGAGAGAGCGAGAGAGGGAUGGAGAGAGGGAUGGAGAGAGAGAGGAGAGGCGAUCGAGAGAGCUCUCUCUCUCCUCCCUCAGAGGACGCUUCCUCAAGCCGUCCGACUCUGAUGACCCCCCGACCCCGGCGACAAGCUGGAGGAAGCCGGGAGUGACCGCCGCCGCCGCAUCGUCCAAUCAGAGCGCGGUGGGAUUCCUGAAACCUCAAGACGAGGAGGAUGAUGAUGCUCCAGCGUGGAGGAAGAGCAGCGGAGGGAGAGAGUUACAGGAGGAGAGAGAGAGAGCGAGGGAGGAAACGGAGCAGCAGGAGAAAAUCCAGCAGCAGACCAGCGCCGCCCUGGUGGAGAAGAGCAGCUCAGAGAGUGAUGAAGAUGAUGGUGAAGAUGAGGAAGAGGCUCCACUCCUGACGGAUGAAGAGAUGAACAAACUCGGAGCCAAACUGGUGAAAGCUGAGCUCAUGGGCAACACGGCCCUGAUAGACUCUCUGAGGGCUCAGCUGGACGCUGCACGGAAGGCCAGAGAGAAUCGGCCGCAGAAGCCCCCCGCCAGACCACCCUCACAGGGAGCAGUUCAGGCAGAGGCGGAUAAGGACUUGGUUUUGUUCAGAACCGACCAUUCUGGAAGAGCGUGGCCGGUCAGUGGACCCUCCCAGCACGUGGAGCCAAAAGGAGGGAGACGGAAGAGGAAAGCGAUCGAGACACACGUCUCCGGCGAGCGCGUGCGCUACUUUGAGGAUGACGAUGGUGUGGAUUUGAGGGAGAUGGUGCGUCGGGAGAAAAUGAGCUCAGCGGAGGAUCAGAACGCCCUCUACUCGCGCAUGGCCGCUAGGAUGAUGGGGAAGCAGGACGGCGAUAACUACACUCUGGACGACAUGUUCGUGUCGAGCGCGGCUCAGAAGGAGCGGGCGGGGCUGGACGAGGAGCGCCAGCGCAGCAGAGCGAUGGAGGAGACGCGCAGACUGGCCAGCCGCAUGGAGAAAUGUCCUCACUGCUUCACCAACCCGGAACUGCCCAAACACCUCAUCAUCGCCAUCGGAGCAAAGGUGUAUCUGAGUCUGCCGAACAGUGUGUCUCUGACGGAGGGUCACUGUUUGAUCGCCCCACUGCAGCACCAAUGCUCCUCUACUGGCCUCGACGAGGAUGUGUGGAACGAAAUACAGGUGUUCCGGCGCGCGCUGGUCAGGAUGUUUGAAGCUCAGGAUCUGGACUGUGUGUUUUUGGAGACGCAUAUGAGCCCUAAGAGGCGUCUGCACCUGCUGUACGAGUGUGUUCCUCUGCCUCGGGAACUCGGAGACACAGCGCCCAUUUACUUCAAGAAGGCGCUGAUGGAGUGUGAUGAGGAGUGGGCCAUGAAUAAGAAGGUGGUGGAUCUGUCCUCCAAGAACAUCCGACAGGCUGUUCCUCGUGGUUUGCCGUAUUUCUCUGUGGAUUUCGGUCUGCAGGGCGGAUUCGCUCAUGUCAUCGAGAACGAGCAGAAGUUUCCUCACUAUUUUGGGAAGGAGGUUCUGGGCGGGAUGCUGGACCUGGAGCCGCGGCGCUGGAGGAAGCCCAUCCGGGAGAACUUUGAUGAUCAGAGAAAGAAGGUGCUGCAGUUCUCUCAGUGGUGGAAACCAUUUGACUGCACCAAGACUGACAGCUAGACUCGGCCAAUGAGCGUCCUCGAGGGCAUGUUCAGACUCUUAGCUGGAGCUGUGAUUGGUUCAUUUAGAAGUACAUCACAGCACUGGGUUUUGAAGGGGAACUCCACAGAUUUUUCAAAAUUCCUGCUUAAUUAACUGGUUGAGAUGUAAACAGAGUCGUUCAGGGUGGUUUGGUGUGAAACUCUCUGUCCUAGAUAAACUUACCAAGUCAGAA